AUGGAGAAAGAGAGAGAGGAUGUUUAUUCCCCAGAUACAGUUCUUGAGGACUACUUGAGGAGUAUAGAAUCCGACACAGAUUCCCCUAGAACGAGCACUUCGGAAUCUGAAAGGGAGAAAGAUCGAAAACCCGUUUCUCUAUGGGCUGGAUUUGUUCAAUUAUUGAGAAAUAAAUCCAAAAGUCGAUUAGCCACCUUACAUCCUCUCAACCUGUCAAAAAGAUUUAGCAGUAGCAUGAGAGAGGAAGUCCGUGAAGCACCUAAUCCUGUUAUGGAUACUAAUUUGAACUAUUUCAAGCCUCAUUGCAAGAACUUUAGCUUCUGCAAACUCCAAAUUGCAACCAACUAUUUUUCACCAGAAUGUUUGAUUGGGAAAGGUGGUUAUGCCGAAGUUUAUAGAGGUUGUUUGCGGGGUGGCCAGCUUGUUGCGAUUAAGCGGCUGACGAAAGGACCACCAGAUGAGAAAAUCAGAAACUUUUUAUCCGAACUUGGGAUAAUGGCUCAUAUAAACCAUCCAAAUACCGCCAAAUUGAUUGGAUAUGGGGUUGAAGGAGGACUGUACCUUGUCCUCGAUCUGUCUCCCCUUGGGAGUUUGGCUUCUCAGCUUCACAGUUCAGAUGAGAAGCUAAAAUGGGAUAUCAGGUACAAGGUUGCACUGGGAACGGCUAAGGGUUUGCUUUAUCUCCACGAGGGAGGGCAAAGAAGAAUCAUUCACAGAGAUAUCAAGUCUGCGAAUAUACUGCUCACUAAGGACUUCAAGCCUCAGAUUUGUGAUUAUGGGCUUGCAAAAUGGCUACCGGAGCAAUGGACUCACCUCACGAUUUCUGAAUUUGAAGGCACUUUCGGUUAUUUAGCUCCUGAAUUCUUGAUGCAUGGCAUAGUAGAUGAAAAAACCGAUGUUUUUGCCUUUGGUGUGCUUCUGUUGGAACUUAUCACCGGGCGUCGAGCACUCGAUUGCUCACAACAAAGCCUUGUUAUGUGGGCAAAACCUCUGAUAAAGCAGAACAAAAUUAGGGAGCUUGUGGAUCCUGCGCUGGACGAUGACUACAACUUACCACAAAUGAAUCUCAUGAUUUUGGCUGCUUCUUUAUGUGUGAAAGAAUCAUCUGUUCAACGUCCUACGAUGAGUCAGGUUCUUCUGCUUUUACGUGGAAGCUGGGGCUGCCUAGAUUUGAUGAGGAAAAGUAAAGAGCUAUCCAGUUGGAAGACGUAUUUCAAAGAGCAUUUUCGUUCAGAAGAGCACAGCCUAAACCGUGGCUCAAGUUAUGCAAGUUUGCAGAAACAUAUUGCCCCCCUCGAAGUCUGA
This is a messenger RNA of Fraxinus pennsylvanica, 1305 nucleotides long. NCBI's taxonomy places the organism in Eukaryota, Viridiplantae, Streptophyta, Magnoliopsida, Lamiales, Oleaceae. The record is from the annotation of a GenBank genome assembly.